This is a messenger RNA of Topomyia yanbarensis, 964 nucleotides long. Its product is annotated as 1-phosphatidylinositol 3-phosphate 5-kinase-like. The record is from RefSeq and is a predicted model, not a curated record. Bases 112 to 456 code for a protein of 114 amino acids. The transcript has 2 exons. Lineage: Eukaryota; Metazoa; Arthropoda; Insecta; Diptera; Culicidae.
CUAGCUGGGUUGGCAAUAAUAACAAUCAAUUCACGACCAACUACUCGACUGGAACGGCUUUUUCCUGUGAGUGACACCCGGUAGGAUUACACAACGGAAGAUAGCAACGAAAUGACCCUUCGUGACAGUGGCCAUGAAUCUGUUCACAGGACGUACUCAGUGUCCCGAUCGGGCAAGUAUAAAUCACGGCCCAAAAUUCGGGCCGCUCUCAGUGGGGAUUUAUUUCGACCGGAUCCAAGCGCAGUUGAUGAUACAAAAACCGCGAACCUCAACAACCGAAGUUUCGAAGCGUCCGCGAAAGUUUCCGCCAAUGAAUCGAAUCAGGCAGGUGAUUCGAACAAUGUUGGCACUAACACUGAUAGCUCUGAAAAGGAUACCAACCAAACCGCUCAACAUCACAAUCGCUAUCAUCACCAUCGACCCCAUUCGAAAGGAGUUAUUGAAACGGCACUGUGAGAUGAAUGUUCUAGGAUCCCAAUUUAAGAAAUUGAGACGUAGGAAUGUGAAAUAGUGACCAGUGCUGGUUUCAUUCUUCCUUUUACUCUGUCUCUAAAUUACUCAUUCGUGGACAACGUUUGACCAUUAUCGUCGUGAAACGAGAACCAAGUUGCUUAUCUGUGAUGUUUUUUGUGUCUUUCGAUACAAAUGGGUUGUGGUAGUGUUAUUGUUACUUCAGUAAGCUAUAUAUAUCAAUAUGUGUACUUAAUAUAUUGUUUAAUAAAUAUAUUACCUGAUGCGAAAGAUGGCAAACAAAACUGCGGAGAUAAGUGGACAUAUUGCACUUAGAAAAUAAUGAUUUAUGACAGGUAACAGGAAAAGACACAAUUUUAAAGAGAGUCGAGAUAAUUCAAAUCGACUACUCUGCAAUCUAUUGCACAAUUAUUGAGCCGUUUACUGGCAACUUUCCACCAGCAUGUUUGCAAAUUUAAAGAGGUAGCGUUUAAUUGCACAAAACGUGAUAUGG